Messenger RNA from Phyllotreta striolata, 2077 nucleotides. Lineage: Eukaryota; Metazoa; Arthropoda; Insecta; Coleoptera; Chrysomelidae. The record is from the annotation of a GenBank genome assembly.
AUUUGACAUUGGAUUUUUCGGCGUGUUGUUUGCUUGGAAGGUGUCGGUUUUUACAAUUUCGCAUUUUUCUCUGAUUGAUCAUUGAAUCGUUAUUCCACAAUUUUAGUGAAGUUAAAAUUGUGAUUAUCAUAUUCUGCAAGCAGUAGAUACUAAACACUGUGAAAAUGGCUGAAGCUCAGAAAAGGGGCGCUUCGGUGUUCGAGGACCUCUCGAAUGUAGAAUUCGAGACCAGCGAGAACUUAGAUGUAAUCGAAAAGUUCAAAGAUAUGAAGCUGAAGGAGGAACUGCUUCGCGGCAUCUUCGCAUAUGGUUUCGAGAAGCCUUCGGCUAUUCAGCAAAGAGCUAUUAUUCCCGUGAUGAAAGGCCGAGAUGUUAUAGCCCAAGCACAGUCGGGUACCGGUAAAACCGCUACAUUUUCCAUAGCUAUUCUUCAAGCUCUGGAUUUAACGAUGAGAGAAACACAAGUGCUGUGUUUAUCCCCGACGAGAGAAUUGGCUGUACAAAUUCAGAAAGUUAUAUUAGCUCUAGGUGAUUUCAUGAAUGUUCAAUGUCACGCUUGUAUCGGGGGUACAAAUCUUGGAGAAGACAUCAGGAAGUUAGAUUACGGACAACACGUUGUUAGUGGUACACCUGGAAGGGUUUACGAUAUGAUUCGUAGAAGAGCUUUGAGAACUAGAUCCGUGAAAAUGCUAGUAUUAGAUGAAGCCGACGAAAUGCUAAACAAAGGCUUCAAAGAACAAAUCUACGAUGUGUACAGAUUUCUUCCCCCAUCCACUCAAGUGGUGUUAAUAUCUGCUACAUUACCCCACGAAAUCCUGGAAAUAACAUCCAAAUUUAUGACCGAUCCCAUCAGGAUUUUAGUCAAACGUGAUGAACUGACGCUGGAGGGAAUCAAACAGUUUUUCGUCGCCGUGGAGAGGGAAGAAUGGAAAUUCGACACUCUAUGUGACCUGUACGACACCUUAACCAUCACGCAAGCCGUAAUUUUCUGCAACACCAAAAGAAAGGUCGAUUGGUUGACCGAAAAGAUGCGAGAAAACAACUUCACCGUGAGCUCAAUGCACGGAGACAUGCCUCAGAAAGAGCGCGACAACAUUAUGAAGGAAUUCCGGUCGGGCCAAAGCAGAGUUUUAAUCACUACCGACGUUUGGGCCAGAGGUAUCGACGUGCAACAAGUAUCGUUGGUUAUCAAUUACGAUUUGCCCAACAAUCGUGAAUUGUAUAUUCAUCGAAUCGGUCGAUCCGGUCGGUUCGGCAGGAAGGGUGUCGCUAUCAAUUUCGUUAAAUCCGACGACAUUAGGAUUCUGAGAGAUAUCGAACAAUAUUAUUCCACGCAGAUCGAUGAGAUGCCUAUGAAUGUAGCUGAUUUAAUUUAAUACUUUUUUAACUGGAUUUGUUGACAGUAAUCUAACAUUAAUUUAUUUUAAGUAUUUUGACAUUACUGUUGUACGAUUUUAGGUGUAAUUUAACAUUUUGUAGUAUUGUACGUUGGUAAAUGUACGGAUGAAUGAAAAUGCUUAAUAUCUCAAUAUCUGAUGUAAAGUAACAAAAAUGAAACAUUAAAUUAGAAUUAAAUAAAGUAGUUUGUAUAUUUAUCUAUAAAAAUCAAAUGUACAUAGUCCUUAAAUUAAUAAAUUACACUAAAAAUCAGGAGGUGGGACGUUUGGUGCGGGUUUUCUCCUUUUAUUCGCCAACAAAGGCACUGCCGAUUGGUUUUCCACGUCGCUUUUCCUUCGGCUUCGCCUUCGAUGAUAUCGCCUAUUCAUGCUGUCACUUGAUUUAGUCUCAUUCGAAUCGGAUUUUCCGGCUCUCCACAACAAUAUCAGAGCGAUUAUCACGACAAUCAAACCGAAACCGACGCCCACGUAUAUCUUAAAUUGCUUCGUGUUCGAGUACUAAAAACAUUUUAUAAUUAGUGAUUUAAUUUUUGAAUUCUGUAUUAUAGUUGUCAAAACUGUCAUUAACAUAAUUGCUGACGUCAUUAAAAGUAGAAUCGGAUAUGCGCUGUUUAGAUACAAAUAAGUGCAAAUUGUAACUUUCUCACUAUACCCACUGGUUUUUAAUAUUUCUUUGUUCA